Exophiala mesophila is the source of this 826-nucleotide messenger RNA. RefSeq lists its product as uncharacterized. NCBI's taxonomy places the organism in Eukaryota, Fungi, Ascomycota, Eurotiomycetes, Chaetothyriales, Herpotrichiellaceae. The coding region runs from base 212 to 691 and encodes 159 amino acids. The record is from RefSeq and is a predicted model, not a curated record. The transcript has 2 exons.
CGAGAUCUAUAUCCCUCAUUUCCUCUCCCCCUGACGUGCUCAACAUUCGCCGAGGCAUCUUGCAAGCGGCUAACAAUUCGACCAAAAAACAUCGACUGGGAUUUCACUCUCAUGCAGGCAUGAGACUAUUUUCAUCACUAUAAGUCCAUCCACCCAAAUAACUACCCCGAGCAGUCGAAAACGCUCACAUUUGUGCAAGCAUUCUACUACCAUGGCUAUGGACGCAGCUGCGAAGCGCUUCUUCGCCACACCCACGUUCGCCGUGGCCGGUGCCAGUCAGGAUAAGGCCAAGUUCGGCUAUAAAAUCUUUGCGUGGUAUCAUCAACACUCGCUACCUGUGGUGCCGCUUAAUCCAUCUCGGCCCUCCAUUUCCGUUCCGUCAAAGACUUACGACACAGUCUCCAACGUGGCCUCUCUUUCAAAUCCGGCACAGACGGCCUUGUCGAUUAUUACGCCCCCGCCAGUCACGCGGAAAUUGUUGCAGGAGGCCAAAGCAGCAGGUAUCAAGGCCGUCUGGUUUCAGCCAGGCAGCUUUGAGGACGAGGAUCUGAAGUUCGCCAAGGAGAACUUUGAAAGUGCCGUUGGUGGCUUCGAGGACGGCACUGUCGGUGGGGAAGGCUGGUGUGUCCUAGUGGAUGGAGAGAAUGCAUUGGAUGCGGCUGGGAGGAAAUGGCAGAGGCAGAAACUGUAGGUGAUUACACGCUUGCGCGAUUGAAUGAACAUAUGUAAGAGCUGCGUCGACUUCAGCAUACUCGGAGUAGUCUCAUCUAUCCGUCCUUGUCCCUCACUCUCCAACUACUCAGCAACACUCUUUCGAUGCCCAAAG